GCGAGGCCCGCAAGCCUCCCGGACUUUGCAGAUUUUGGCACGGGAACCCGGCCCGUGCGGCUGGGGUUCUUUCGGCCGGGCGGGAGGGUCCCCGCUGCGGGCGGCGGCUCGGCCCGGGGGGCCGGGAGCACUUUCAGGUGGCGCUACGAGCGGGGAAGCACGCGCGGGCGGGAAAGUCUUCAAGGAAACGGGGACUAGCUAUGAUCUUCGGGCCCACUACCGUCCCACACAAUCAACCGAUGGGCAAGAGCCCCGAGCAACGCACUCCUCGCGAGUCAUCUUCGUCGCAAAGUCGCAGCCGCGCGGGGACACUGUUCCCACCAGACAGGAUUGCUUGUCAUGGGUAAAUAGCUCCGUAGUGAAUCCUGCAUGCGGUAUCCCAAGUGAUAGCGUUUCAACUAUCGAGACCCAGAUACACUUGCAACGCAUAGGAAGGAGGGAAGAGGAAUUGGUGGUGGGGACCCUGCGCAUGCGCACCUAAAUAUCCUGUCUGAAAACGUGCCCGCCGUAGAUUUGUCCGGUAUAAUCGCAUUCCUAGCAUGUCUCUCAUGCGGUCUACGCAUGGGACAGGGACGCGUUUUGUUUUUGUAAUUCCGUUUCGCAAUCGCCGCGCCCCAAUCGGGAUGAUGCAGUAGGACGACUCCGCUGAUGUGCGUUCAGAUUUGUCGCACGGAGUUCAUAUUAAGCCGAAGGCUCCUAGUUUUGUUCUCAUGUUGUGGCAGCAGACUCUAUAGCACUUGUCUAUUACGUGUGUGCGGAGGCGGAGGCGGACGUCUUCUGUCAGGAUAAUGA
Molecule: messenger RNA, 792 nt
Organism: Amoebophrya sp. A120
Lineage: Eukaryota; Dinophyceae; Syndiniales; Amoebophryaceae
Source: the annotation of a GenBank genome assembly